Molecule: messenger RNA, 1851 nt
Organism: Fusarium vanettenii 77-13-4
Lineage: Eukaryota; Fungi; Ascomycota; Sordariomycetes; Hypocreales; Nectriaceae
Exons: 3
Coding region: 1-1851 (616 amino acids)
Cellular component (GO): membrane
Molecular function (GO): ABC-type transporter activity; ATP binding; ATP hydrolysis activity
Source: RefSeq, a predicted model, not a curated record
AUGGAUCUUGAAGAGCGUCCCGUUGCUGAGAAGCAUUUGCUUAACACGACUGUCAAGAACCUUACGUGGCGAGGUGUUACGGUUACGGUGAAGGAUCGCGAGACGAAGGAGCCAAAGGCUAUUGUCGAUAAUGUCGAGGGUGUCGUUGAAGCAGGCGAGAUCUGCGCCCUCAUGGGCCCUUCAGGCUGUGGCAAGACGACACUUCUCAACGUCCUAGCUCGUCGACCGACAAACGCGAGCGAUGUCGAGGCUGAAGUUCUCGUCAAUGGGAGUCGCCUAUCGCGAGCGGCUUUUAGAGAAGUGUCGUGCUUUGUUGAGCAGGAGGAUGCUCUUAUCGGAUCUUUGACCGUGCGCGAGACGCUCGAGUUUUCUUCACGACUUGCCAGCACCAGCUCUCUCCCUAAGCGCGAACGCCUCAUGCGCAUCGACAGCCUCCUCGAAUCCUUCGGUCUCGUUGGCCAAGCCAACACACUCAUCGGCACACCCAUUCGCAAGGGUAUCUCUGGCGGUCAGAAACGCCGUGUUGGUGUUGCUAGCCAACUCAUCACAAGCCCAAAGCUGCUCUUCCUCGACGAGCCUACCAGCGGCCUCGACUCAGCUGCUAGCUGCGAGGUCGUCCGGUACCUACGCGCCGUCGCCAAACGAAACAACCUAGUCGUCGUGUGCUCCAUCCAUCAACCUUCUACGUCGACGUUCAACUUGUUUGACAAGUUGUUGCUUUUAUCUGGAGGCAAGACGCAUUACUUUGGUCCUGUGGCAGAUGUUGCGACUUACUAUGCAGAGGCUGGCGCUGCGCUGCCGCAAUAUGUUAACCCGGCUGAGCAUCUGCUCGAGUUGGUUAACAUUGACUUUGCCCAGGAUAGGGAAGAGGCGGCGCGUAAGCUGGACAAGCUUCAUGCAGCCUGGCAGUCAUCUCGACAAGCAAGUGAGUUGAGCAGCGCCAUCACGACCGCCGAGUCGGUUGGGGGCAACUUGAGCAUCGAAGCAGUUGAGAAGAGGCCUAGCAUGCCUAGUCUGACGCUCACGCUCCUUCACCGGAGCUUUGUCAAGAGCUAUCGCGACGUGGUGGCGUAUGGUAUCCGCAUUGCAAUGUAUCUUGGUCUUGCCAUCAUGAUGGGUACCGUGUGGGUGCGUCUCGACGCAGACCAAGAGUCAAUCCAACCUUUCAUCAACGCCCUCUUCUUCGGAUCCGCAUUCAUGAGCUUCAUGGCCGUCGCAUACGUCCCAGCGUUCCUCGAAGACAGGCUGCAGUACGUCAAGGAGCACCACAACGGUCUAUACGGAGCGACAGAGCUGAUCCUGUCCAACUUCUUCAUCGGCAUCCCGUACCUGUUCCUCAUCUCGAUACUCUUCUCCGUCAUCUCUUACUGGCUUUCCAACUUUCAGCCUACGGCGACUGCCUUCUUUACGUGGGUUAUGUGGCUGUUCCUUGACCUUUUGGCGGCUGAGUCGCUCGUCGUGUUCAUGACGUCGCUGUUCCCCAGCUUCGUUAUUUCGCUAGCACUCGUGGCCUUUGCGAACGGCCUGUGGAUGUCUGUCGGUGGAUUUAUGGUUCCUCCCACUGUUCUCAACGUGUUUUACAAGUACGUGUUUCACUACUGGGAUUACCAGAAGUACGUCUUUGAGGGCAUGAUGGUCAACGAAUUCUCGGAGCGCGUGUAUGGUUGUGGUGAUGGAUGUCGCUGCAUGUAUGACUCGCCUUUGGCGGAUCAAUGCAAGAUUGAUGGACAGGCUGUGCUGGAUCAAUAUGGAUAUUCGACAGGGCAUAUGGGACGGGAUGUCGGAAUCAUGAUUUCCAUCAUUGCUGGAUAUCGUUUGGCGGCUUGGCUUGUUCUGAUCUUGAGGAGGUAA